Mesitornis unicolor (brown roatelo) is the source of this 823-nucleotide messenger RNA. Its product is annotated as choline/ethanolaminephosphotransferase 1-like. Gene Ontology annotation, cellular component: endoplasmic reticulum membrane; Golgi apparatus. The record is from RefSeq and is a predicted model, not a curated record. Lineage: Eukaryota; Metazoa; Chordata; Aves; Mesitornithiformes; Mesitornithidae. The transcript is spliced from 5 exons. Gene Ontology annotation, biological process: phosphatidylethanolamine biosynthetic process. Gene Ontology annotation, molecular function: diacylglycerol cholinephosphotransferase activity; ethanolaminephosphotransferase activity. The annotation marks the transcript as partial.
GUCGCAAAAGGGGCGUAAAAGCGCCGCCCGGUGCGGGGAGGUUGAGGAUCUUAUGAUUCUCUGUAACAGCUGCUACCUGCCAAAUAAAAACCCUGAGGGCUCCCAACCCAUGAGCGGGCAUCGAAACAUCAAGAGGCGAUGUGGGGAGUCGCACCUGGAAUCCCCCGCGGGCUGCGGCCACGGUCCCGCCGCUGGAUGCGUGUUAAGCAAACUCGUUCAGUUGCCUACGCCUCCCUUGUCGAAGCACCAGCUGAAACGGUUAGAAGAACACAAAUACCAGAGUGCCGGACGAUCCCUGCUUGAACCCCUCAUGCAAGGUUACUGGGAAUGGUUGGUUGGAAGAGUUCCGGCCUGGAUUGCCCCCAAUCUGAUCACCAUCAUUGGACUGUUAAUAAAUAUAUUUACAACUCUGCUAUUAGUAUAUUACUGCCCAACAGCUACAGAACAGGCACCUCCCUGGGCAUACAUCGCUUGUGCCUGUGGCCUUUUCAUCUACCAGUCUCUGGAUGCCAUAGAUGGAAAACAAGCGAGAAGGACAAAUAGCAGUACUCCGUUAGGAGAACUUUUUGAUCAUGGCUGUGAUUCGCUUUCCACAGUCUUUGUGGUUUUGGGAACUUGUAUUGCUGUGCAGCUGGGGACGAACCCUGACUGGAUGUUCUUUUGUUGUUUUGCUGGGACGUUCAUGUUUUACUGCGCGCACUGGCAGACCUACGUCUCUGGAACGUUGCGUUUUGGCAUAUUUGAUGUUACGGAGUCUGUGCUCUGUACAGUCGCGAUCCACCUCCUCACGGCAUCUCUGGGGCCCUGGUUCUGGAAUUACACG